GCCUCGACCCCUCCGGUUGCUUUUCCUGCCUUGGAUCGUCAAGAACAGUUCCCCCCCCGCCGCCACCGUCCCUCUCCUUCCCCCUUAGGCUAGAGCCCCGGCGAGAGUCGGAGUGCCGGGAUACCGCUCAAAGGAGGUCGCCGAACGUUUUGCCUCCUCUUUCAAGGAAGGAAAAGAAAGAAGGGAAGCGGAGUGCGCCGCUCUCCUUGCCCGGCGCCUCUCCGACGCCCAAAAUUCGCUCUUUCCCUGGCUUGGCUCGGGAAGAAAAUGCCCCAGCUCAGCGGCGGGGGCGAUGACCUGGGAGCCAACGACGAGAUGAUCGCCUUUAAGGACGAAGGGGAGCAGGAGGAGAAGAUCCAGGCCAACGUCUUCACCGAGGGGGACCUGGCUGACCUCAAAUCAUCCCUGGUGAAUGAGUCGGAAAGCGGCGGCGGAGGCAGCAACCGUCAGGCGUCCAACCCAGCAGCAACCGUGGCCGGAGCCAGCGCCGCAGGAGCCCAUCCCGAGGCAAUCCGGCGGCUGCAAGAACCCCAGAGGGUCUAUCCAGAGAAACUCCCGGAUCACAUGGAUGAUGGUUUAAAACACCAGGACCCAGGGAUGUAUAAAGGAUCUCCUUAUUCUGGAUACCCUUUCCUCAUGCUGUCUGAUCCUUACCUGCCAAAUGGAUCUAUGUCACCUUUGUCUAACAAGGUUCCCGUAGUACAGCCAUCUCAUGGGGUCCAUCCACUCACCCCACUCAUCCCAUAUAGCAAUGAACAUUUCAGCCAUGGCUCCCAUUCACCACACCUGCCAGCCGACAUCAACCAGAAACAAGGUGUACACCGUCCUUCGCAGACGUCAGAUAUUUCUGGUUUUUAUUCCCUCCCUCCCAGUGGGGUUGGACAGAUAACACCUUCUGUGGGAUGGCAGAGCCAGCCUGUCUGCCCAUUCCAGUCAUGUGGAUUUAGACAGCCCUAUACGUCGGCGCUUUCUGCUGGGGCUACUUUCUCCAGGAUCACACAUCCUUUGGUGCUUAGCUCUGGAAUGCAUGCACCAGGCCUCCCACACCCAGGCAUGACCUCUCCAUCUGGGAAACAAGAAAUGGAUCAUUACGACCGAAGCAUGAAAUCACAAUCAGAACCAAAGAGAGAAAAGGAAGCUAAGAAACCUACCAUCAAGAAGCCUUUGAAUGCUUUUAUGUUGUACAUGAAAGAAAUGCGGGCAAAGGUCAUUGCUGAAUGCACCUUGAAGGAAAGUGCCGCGAUCAACCAAAUUUUAGGAAGACGGUGGCACGCAUUGUCACGAGAGGAGCAAGCCAAGUAUUAUGAACUGGCCCGCAAGGAAAGGCAGCUUCAUAUGCAGCUCUAUCCUGGCUGGUCUGCAAGAGAUAACUAUUCUUCUUCAGGCUCUCCAUCCCGUGAUCACAUACAGUUUAAUUCAGGGCCCCUGGAAUUCAGCAGCACUUCCUGGCCAGCUUCUGCGGCAAGGGGAAAAAAGAAAAGACGAACAAGAGAAAAGCAGCAAGAUUCCAAUUCAGAUCCUGCCUCUCCUAAGAAAUGCAGAGCUCGUUUUGGCCUCAACCAACAAAUGGACUGGUGCGGCCCAUGCAGGAGGAAAAAGAAGUGCAUUCGGUACCUACAAGGAAAAGGACACUGCUCCAGCCCAGUUUCUUCCAAUGGAAGUACUAUAGAUUCCCCUCCCUCCUCUUUGGAUGUGCUCCAGUGUACAUCCCCUGCUUUUAUUCCAAACAAGCUCGCUGCUCCUGCUGAUCUUAUACACCAAAACCAAGCCAAUCCUUCUUCUUUAUCUGCACAUCUCAAAACUGCUACAAGCACAUCAGGACUUCCUUCUAAUAAAUGUUCAACAAUGCCUCAUAAAUCCAUAGUGCCAGGUGAAUCCUCAGGGCACAAUAUGGUAUCAAUAGGAACAUAGUACUAAUGUGAUAUCAAGGCGCACAGAUACAUCAGGCACUUUGCUGAUUGGUUCUGCUGCAUACAGAAGCUACAGAGACAACUUCAGCCUGCCAUCAAAUGGUAUAGUCUUAAAGUCAGUCAAAAGCCAAAUCAGAAAACAACACCGCUGCAGCACUAAAAGUGUUGUCUAAGUAAGGACAUCAACAGUCUCUUUGAAAAGUAUGAAGAUAAACUUAAUUCUGGUCAGUAACUGAAUUAUUUGAUCUCUUUUCCAAUUAAGAUAAAAACAAAAUACACUGAUCUAAUUGCAGAUGAGAGGUGCUAUAAACGUUAAGGCAUUUAUUAAACUACUAUAGUCAAAGUCCUGAGUUUCAGCCAUCCAAUAGCUAUUAUACAUUACAAAAGCAGUUGUUGAAUGACAAGCUCAAAUGUUCCACAGAAAAAGUAUAAAGCAGCUUGUAAGAAACUAAAAUAUUUAAUUAUGCCUCAUCUUUGGGAUCAAGGAUUGCAUUAACCAAUGUUUAUUCCAGCAGCUUUAUUAGGUGAUAAAAUAGGAGAAAACACUGGCUGUGAAAGUCUACCUAGUAUUCCAGACAUAGGGCUGUGUGCAUCACAAUUUUUCAGCUAUAAAGAUUUUUUAUGCUAUCUACUGUAAAAUAUGCAAAUCUCAAAAAUACUUAUUUUUCACAAUUUACCAAACUUUUGCUAUGUAAUCAAUGGGAAAAAAGAAAAGAAUAUAAGCUGUGCCUCUAAUCACUAAAAAUUUAUUCUGCAGUCUUAGUGGCUUCUUAAAAGCUUGCCAAGAUUUACCCACUAUCUAUUUCAAGCCAAUUGUGAUCGCGCACUCUGCCUAUAGAAUCAUUUCUGCAAUUGCAGUAUUGAAGCCUAGUCAUAUUCCUCAUUCUCUGUAUCCCUUUUGUCCAUUUCACAGGGAAGAUAUUUAUUUGAAAGUUAUAUGCUUCCCCAGAGCCCAAUUCAUUUUCAGUGCUAAGCAAAGUUGAUUGCUUUGAACUUUAAACACAGAUGGUCCCUUUCUGGUGCUUUAGAGAUGGUAGUUUUUCUGAGAGGACAAAUAUACAAUCCCACAUUGAUACCAAUCCCAACAUACUGAGAUAAUACUGGACAAAGGGUAGGAAAAUUCAUAAUGUGGAGUAACUGAAAUCGGUGAGUCACUUCAUUACAAUGGUAUUUCAACAAACCUUAUAUUAACCUUUCUGGGAGUAAAGGAAGGUUGCAAAAUCACAGCCCUGAAGAGUUUGCAACUCUUAAUUUUAUGGACUUGAAAGUAAACCACUUUUCUUAACUUUAUGGAAUUGAAACUAAAUCACUUCACUCUAUCUGAAAGGAUCUCAUUUUCAGCAAGAUUAGAAAGACUGUAAUGCUGACAGGUUACAGUUUGAAAAUAGGGAAUAAGCUGACCAUAAAUGAAUCAAAGGUAGAAUUGCAGGUUGAUCCUCCUAAUACUUGCAUGAUGUUCUCAUUCAAGUAUCUUAGGAACUCAAGGAAAAGGAGAAGAAAAGUGAUUCCUAAUCUGAAUUUCCGAAUUAAUAUCAGAAACCUCAUUAAAUCAAGAGUAGAUAAGCGAUAAUCUCUUAGCCACUUUUUUCAGCCAUCUGAUUUAACCAUCCAAUAUAAUAGUAUGACUGCUAAGAACAGCUGGUAAUAUUUUCCCCAUGUUUUGGAUGAGUUUUAGAGCAAACACUCACUCAUAAAAUGUAGUAUAAAUCCUAAUAAUUCAGCUUCAAAAAUUUAUCAGAGUUGGGAAAAUCCCAGCCCACAUACAUUUAUUUUACUUGUGCCUUUGUUACCUUUGAGCUACAAAACUACCCAAACAAGUACAUGCAGUUUUCUUGGGAACAAUUUUCAGAAGUGGUUUGCCAUUGCCUUCAUCCUAGGGCUGAAAGAAUGUGACUUACAUUAAGAAUGUGACUGGCCUAACUCUCUCUUUUAAAUUUUUAAAUCGUUUAAUCUGUUUUACAAAUUGGGUGUUUUAAAUUUGUUUUCGGCCAAAAUAUUUAAUAAUUUUAAUGGACUUUUAAUGUUUGUAUUAUCUGUAUUUUAUCUUGGCUGUUCACUGCCCUGAGUCCUCCGGGAGUAGGGCGAUAUAGGAAUUUGAUAUAAAAUAAUAAUAAAAUAAUAAAGUCACAGUUGAUUUUGUGUCUACAGUAGGACUAGAACAAUCAUCCAGCUUCCAGCCAGUGCCUUGAGCCACACAUGAAAUAGUCCUCCAUUAAAACCUUCAGUAACUCAAGAAAAACUUGGAGUGCCUUUUGACAUCAGAAGGCUGCCCAAACUUGAUUUCAAGUCUAUGCAAGAGUACUUCCCCAGGAAUAUCAUUUUGAAAUUUUAUUCUUUAAAAUGCUGUACUUGAUUUCUUCCUCCAGAAAGGCUCACCCGAUAGUUCAGAGGAACUCUGAAAUUAAUGAAAGCCUCCUGACCCCAAUAUGAUAUAAGCAUAGGUCAUAAACGUAGCUGCAUUUGCACCUACAGUCAGAUGAGUACAUAACUAGACUGCACCUACAAAUCAGAUGAGUACAUAACAAGAUAUGCAAAAAUGGAACUGAAUUAACUAUUCAAUAUUAAUCAGCAUGAUUAUCAUUUAUGUAACUACGAAGAUAAGCUAUUUUAGUUAAGACUAGAGCAGUCACAAAGAUUUAGAAACAAGUUUCCAAAAAUGCAAGUAUAACUUAAAUACCAAAAAGAGAUGCUUAAAAAUGCUGUAUUAAAUUUUCUAUAUUUUAUCUUCCCUCGCUGUGUAAAAUGAAAGCUUUUAUCAUGGUGUUUUACUCAAGUUAAAUGUAUACACAGCAAGUGCAAUUAUUUGCUUUUCUGAAGAGACUGAAUGUACCAUGUCAUGGAAAUUUAACUUUAAUAAGCCACGAAAAAAUCUCUGUAUGUAUGUAGCAGGGGAAAAUUUCAUUUGUACAAUUAUCAUCUGGAGUUUUGUUUUGUCUUUUUUUAAUCUUGAAUUUGUUUUGCUUCUUUGUUUAAAAUUUGUUUAUGGCUUUAUAAAUAAAAAUGAUCUACCAGAUUGUCCAUUCAAAAAUGGGUAACUGGGGACUAUAAUCCUAUAAACAAUGUUAUAUUUUUCUGUGCAUAUUUCCAUAUAUUACAAAAAUGUGACCAUGACAUAGUUUGUGAAGAAAACCAAUGAGCCACAAUAAUUUUAGAUUCAAGCAUUCAAAUUUAAAAUUGAAUAUUUAGCACAUUAUCUAACAGUGUUAAAAGGACUUUAUUCUUAAAGACAGUGUGCAAAAACUUCAAUCAACACCAGCAUCUUAUGUACAUAAAUCAACAAAGCUAGAUCUAGUUAGCCACUUGUUGACAAUGGCAGUGAAAAUUGACCGUUCUACCUAUUUUCUUUAUAAUUCAUAAUUUUCUUCCUACAAAAAAAAAUACUAUUUCAGGGCAGGGGUCUCAAGUGGAUAUGGCUAUAGCAGUUGAGAGAAAAGCUGUGAUUAUGUUAAAUCUAAUAAAGGCACUGUAGAUGCAA
This is a messenger RNA of Pantherophis guttatus, 5385 nucleotides long. It is a transcript of the gene TCF7, whose product is annotated as transcription factor 7. The record is from RefSeq and is a predicted model, not a curated record. NCBI's taxonomy places the organism in Eukaryota, Metazoa, Chordata, Lepidosauria, Squamata, Colubridae. Gene Ontology annotation, molecular function: DNA-binding transcription factor activity, RNA polymerase II-specific; RNA polymerase II cis-regulatory region sequence-specific DNA binding. Gene Ontology annotation, cellular component: beta-catenin-TCF complex; chromatin. Gene Ontology annotation, biological process: canonical Wnt signaling pathway; regulation of transcription by RNA polymerase II.